AUGAAGACCGCAGCCGUUGCUCUCGGGGUCUUCGCCGCUCGAGCGGCCGCAAUCAUUGGCGACCUCAAUGCGGAGCUCAGCAUCUGUAUCGGCCUUCCGGCCUGCGACCGACCGUCGUCUGCCACUGCCAGCGUGUCUCCGAGCUCUCCCACGAUUCCCACCACUGCCAGUGUCCCCUCAGGCUAUCCCACCUGGGAUCCGGAGCCCCCGAAGUGGACAACGAGCACCAUCUGGUCCACGAGCGUCUCCACCAUCAUCAGCUGCCGUCCGACCGUGACCAAAUGCCCGGCUCACAGCACCGUCUUCACCACGGUCACCAUCGCGGUCAGCACAACAGUAUGCCCCGUAACCGAGACCCCGUCCUCCACCCAAGCUCCUCUUCCUCCUCCUCCUCCUCCUCCUCCUCCUCCUCCUCCUCCCCCUCCUCCCUCUUCUGCAACUCCCACCUCCACUGCAGUGGCCCCGUCUUCGACUCUCCCGACUACGUCCGCCGCGUCUACCACGUCGGCAAGCUCUGCUUCCCCUCCUGAAAACUCCACCUCGACCUGGGUGGCGCCGGUUGUCAGCUCUUCCUCUUCCGCCGCCGUUGUUGCUCCGCCGCGGCCUCCGCCGCCCCUCGUCACCAGCUACCCGACGCUCACCACCAAGUCCGUGGGCACCAUCAUUCCGCCGUCCAAGACGACGUCUUCCGGGCAGACCAUUGUGACGGCGGGCACUGGCCACAAUGUCCAGCGUGCUGGUGGCGCGCUUGCCGCUAUUGCCGUUGCCGCCGCCUUUAUGUGA
Molecule: messenger RNA, 783 nt
Organism: Chaetomium strumarium
Lineage: Eukaryota; Fungi; Ascomycota; Sordariomycetes; Sordariales; Chaetomiaceae
Exons: 1
Coding region: 1-783 (260 amino acids)
Source: RefSeq, a predicted model, not a curated record